Fusarium tjaetaba is the source of this 264-nucleotide messenger RNA. RefSeq lists its product as uncharacterized. The record is from RefSeq and is a predicted model, not a curated record. NCBI's taxonomy places the organism in Eukaryota, Fungi, Ascomycota, Sordariomycetes, Hypocreales, Nectriaceae. The transcript is spliced from 2 exons. The coding region runs from base 1 to 264 and encodes 87 amino acids.
AUGGCUCCCUCCAGCACCUUUGGAGCCGAGAACGGACCUGGCCCUCAUUCCCCUACUGAGUCGGUUUCAUCGGCCGUGUCUGUCGAUAGUGAUAUAGCAAUUCGAAAUGUUGGAAGAAAGUCCCUCGCCCAGGAGAUUGAGGAUUGUCUGGAACGUAAAGAAAACCGCAAAGAAGACACACAAACAGUCGCCGAGGUCCCCAUCGAACAUGCGGUUCUUAACUGGUUCUUUGGCCGCCAAAUUGAAAAAAGACUUGCCCUCUGA